Messenger RNA from Solanum dulcamara, 658 nucleotides. Its product is annotated as protein SPIRAL1-like 1. Bases 89 to 421 code for a protein of 110 amino acids. Gene Ontology annotation, cellular component: cortical microtubule, transverse to long axis. The transcript has 3 exons. Gene Ontology annotation, biological process: cortical microtubule organization. NCBI's taxonomy places the organism in Eukaryota, Viridiplantae, Streptophyta, Magnoliopsida, Solanales, Solanaceae. The record is from RefSeq and is a predicted model, not a curated record.
ACCUUUAUUUAAAGAGUGUUUAUUCCCCCACCAGCCCCUCUCCUCUGUCUCUCGCUUCGGAAUUGAUACCAAGAAAUCAAUCAUUAGGAUGGGCCGCGGAGUGAGUGCUGGGGGCGGUCAGAGUUCUUUGGGCUACCUGUUUGGAAGUGGAGAGCCUGCUAACAAUUCUCAGACUGCUCGCAACCAGGAAAAGGCUCCAACUAAUGAGCCUGCCUCAAAGCCAGCUGCUGUUGCACAACCUGUGGAUAACACCAAGAAUGUUCCAGCAGGCAUUCACAGUAGCAACACAAACAACUAUUUUCGUGCUGAUGGCCAGAACUGCGGCAACUUUCUAACGGAAAGGCGUUCGACCAAGGUCCAAGCCGCACCUGGUGGUGGUUCUUCCCUGGGAUAUUUAUUUGGUGAUGGCAGCAGCAAGUGAUGUCACUGGACGUCAAGUUUCAAAAGUUUGCUUUCCCAGUUAUGUUGGAAGUAUGAAUGGAUUUCAUUUACUGCAAAUUUGGAACUUUUUUCAUAAUUGUAAUAGUGUCUAAUUGACACAGGAUUCAAACUGCUAUGUAAGUGCUGAAUGCUGUACCAUUAUUUCUGUAUCAUGGGAGUAAAAACACACUUGUUUUAUAGUUUAAUCUGUUGAAUGUGAUAUAAGAACAUUUUAUAU